AUGAGAGUCUGGAGUACCAUCAUCACGCUUGCUUUACAUCCCAUUGUCGCAGCUCAUUUCCAUGUCGGCGCACUCACUUCCCACAGUGGCCACGAACUAAUUGCUCUGAUCCCUUCACCGGGAGACAUUGGCUGCAAAGAGGUACUUGCCACCUCAGAAGGCGGUGCUCUGCUCGGGACGACGAUUCAGGGCACAGUUUGCAACCGAAAUGUCACGGUUUUCACUGAGAACUGGUUUGUUGGUAACAUCUCGUUCACUGCGCUGGAUGGCAAGAGGGGGAUUUGCUAUAUAGUUGGAAAAGCCUCAGCCUGUGGCGAUUGGGUUUGGCACGAUAAUGUGUGGUGCGAAGCACCGGACAUCUGCUAG
Cantharellus anzutake is the source of this 366-nucleotide messenger RNA. RefSeq lists its product as uncharacterized. The transcript has 2 exons. Bases 1 to 366 code for a protein of 121 amino acids. The record is from RefSeq and is a predicted model, not a curated record. Lineage: Eukaryota; Fungi; Basidiomycota; Agaricomycetes; Cantharellales; Hydnaceae.